Drosophila erecta is the source of this 1279-nucleotide messenger RNA. Its product is annotated as dual specificity tyrosine-phosphorylation-regulated kinase mbk-1. Lineage: Eukaryota; Metazoa; Arthropoda; Insecta; Diptera; Drosophilidae. The transcript is spliced from 3 exons. The coding region runs from base 306 to 1229 and encodes 307 amino acids. The record is from RefSeq and is a predicted model, not a curated record.
UAAGGCCGCCAGCUGCCACCAGUUUGGUUCCAGGUCUCAUCCCCGUCAGUCUAGCUGAUUUGCCUCAGUUUUCUCUCUGCUAUUUUGCAUGUUGCUCCUAUUUUAUUGGCCAUUUCUUAUAUAAGCCCUGCAGCUGACCGCUGGAGCAUUGCACAAUCCGGGGCAGCAGCGUCGAUCGAUUUCACACACCGCUGACUGCUGGGCAAGUGACUUCCGGCUUUUGGCCAAGCCCCGAAAAGUGGCCAACUAUAAAUGGCUAUGUUGUUGUCAAAAUGCUGCCACAAAUUUGACGAGACUGCAACGCGAUGGACCUGCCAAUCGGGAACUUAAAAGGACUGCCAAAGAUGCAACUGCUGCUCCUGCAAUUGGCGUUGCUCGCUUCGCCGGCCUUCUUGCAGCAGCAGCCACAUGUCUUCUACCACCCAAGACAAUUGUACUACGAUUCGCCGCGGCUUCGGCGAUUUGAGUAUGCUGCAGCUGCCACGCCCAUUGUGGGCGGCUACAGUCCGGCGCCUCCGCCGGCUAUUCACUUCCAGCAGCAGACACCGCACUUCCAGCUGAUCAACUACCGACCCAGCUAUCAGCCCUUGGGCUUGGACUACCAGCAGCAGCAGUUGCCCGCUCCCGCCCCGCCCCUUCCGCCCCUCUACUCGCAACAGAGUGUCCAGUAUCAGCAGCGGACCAUCGCUCCACAUGCCGAGUUGGCCAAAUAUCGAUAUGAAGGGAACUAUCUGCCGGUGCAGCGGGUCUCGCUGCAGCAGCCUCAACGUCGCGCCGAGGAGCAACAGCAGUUGCAGCAGCAAAACUUGCAACAGCAGCAGCAGCCGCAGCAACUCUACAAUGUGCCACCGGCUCUGUUUACCAGCGAUGUGUUGCAUGUGAUUCCACCGCGCAUCGCCAGGUUGCAGGAGCAGCAGCAGCAACCCUCGUCGAAUGUCCAAACCGAACGACCCAGGAGGUACGCCAAGGAUCUGGACACGGAUGUGGCGGAAACCCGAAGUCAAAGCGACAGGAGUGCCAAGGAAACCAAGUACUUUCAUGAUAUUUUCAUGCGCUUCGAUGCGCCCGAUUCGCGGAGUCAUGGCCACGUCCUGAAGCAUCCGAAGGCCCAGGAAAAGCGAUUCGAGUCCCAGCGUGGCACGAACCGCUACAAGGGCGAGGUGAUUUGGACAGAUCGUCAAGGAGGCCACGGCGAACAUCGUUGGGACAUGGCGCAGGGAAAACUCUGAGAUCCGACCUCGAUUUGCAUACUCCAGCCCAGAGCACUCCCCCUUCCGAA